AUGGCAGUGGUGAAGAUGAUGACAUCGAUGGUGCUGCUAAUGAAGAUGGUGGUGGUACUGCUGAUUAUGGUUAAGGAGAGUGUUGAGGAGGAGGUUGAGGAGAGUGUUCAGGAGAGUGUUGAGAAGAGUGUUGAGGAGCAGGUUGAGAAGAGUGUUGAGGAGGAGGUUAAGGAGAGUGUUGAGGAAAGUGUUGAGGAGAGUGUUGAGGAGCAGGUUGAGGAGAGUCUUAAGGAGAGUGUUGAGGAGAGUGUUGUGGAGGAGGUUGGGGAGAGUGUUGAGGAAAGUGUUGAGGAGAGUGUUGAGGAGCAGGUUGAGGUGAGUGUUGAGGAGGAGGUUGAGGAGAGUGUUGAGGAGAAUGUUGAGGAGAGUGUUGAGGAGAGUGUUGUGGAGGAGGUUGAGGAUGAGGUUGAGGAGAGUAUUGAUGAGAGUGUUGAGGAGAGUGUUGAGGAGAGUGUUGAGGAGGAGGUUGAGGAGAGUGUUGAGAAGGAGGUUGAGGAGGAGGUCGAGGAGAGUGUUGUGGAGGAGGUUGAGGAGGAGGUCGAGGAGAGUGUUGUGGAGGAGGUUGAAGAGAGUGUAGAAGAGGAGGUUGAGGAGGAGGUCGAGGAGAGUGUUGUGGAGAAGGUUGAGGAGAGUGUUGAGGAGGAGGUUGAGGAGGAGGUUGAGGAAAGUGUUGAAGAGGAGGUUGAGGAGAGUGUUGAAGAGGAGGUUGAGGAGGAGGAGAGUGUUGAGGAGGAGGUUGAGGAGAGUGUUGAAGAGGAGGUUGAGGAGGAGGUCGAGGAGAGUGUUGUGGAGGAGGUUGAGGAGAGUGUUGAGGAGGAGGUUGAGGAGGAAGUUGAGGAGAGUGUUGAGGAGGAGGCUGAGGAGAGUGUUGUGGAGGAGGUUGAGGAGAGCGUUGAGGAGGAGGUUAAGGAGGAGGUUGAGGAGAGUGUUGAGGAGGAGGUUGAGGAGAGUGUUGAGAAGGAGGUUGAGGAGAGUGUUAAGGAGGAGGUUGAGAAGGUUCAUGUGAACUUUAAUUAUUGGUGUAAUGUUGGUGUUCAUGUUGAUGAUGGAUUUAAUGUGGACAGUCAUUUUAGAGAUGACAUUUAUGAUGGUCAUGAUAAUGUUGGUGACUAUAAGAUGAUGUGGUCAUGGCAGUCUGCAUACUGCAAUCAUACAUGCUGCUGCUAA
Silurus meridionalis is the source of this 1167-nucleotide messenger RNA. Its product is annotated as ring-infected erythrocyte surface antigen-like. The coding region runs from base 1 to 1167 and encodes 388 amino acids. NCBI's taxonomy places the organism in Eukaryota, Metazoa, Chordata, Actinopteri, Siluriformes, Siluridae. The transcript has 3 exons. The record is from RefSeq and is a predicted model, not a curated record.